Molecule: messenger RNA, 1251 nt
Organism: Eimeria mitis
Lineage: Eukaryota; Apicomplexa; Conoidasida; Eucoccidiorida; Eimeriidae
Source: RefSeq, a predicted model, not a curated record
AUGGAUAGUUUUGUACAGGGUAGGUUGGGGCGUUUGCUGCUGCUGCUGCUGCUGCUGCUGCUGCUAUAUGUAGCAGCAACUCCCAGCUGCGCGGGUGCUUCUGUAGAAGAACCAGCUGCUGCUGAUGCGGGAGAGGCUUCGCUUGAGGGUUCCCCAGAUGCAGAAGGUGAAGCAGCAGGAGCAGCAGCAACAGCAGCAACAGCAGCAGGAGCAGCAGGUGUGGGGAGCCGACGAGAGACAGUCACCUCCGUUCGACCCCGAUCCCGACGAUCCUCACGAUCCCCAUCAACUGCUCCCAGGGGCCCAGGCAGUGUGGGGCGCAGCAGAGGCAGCAGCAGCAGAGGCAGCAACAGACCAACAGCAACCGCCACAACAACCACCAGCAACGGGAACUCCCCUUGGCUACCAUCAGCAGCAGGAUAUGCUAGUACAGCUCUUCUGGGUUUACUUGUUGCUUAUGUGCUGCUAGCAGAACGCCGCAAUGCAGCAGCAGCAGCAGCAAGAGAUAAAGAAGUUGAACAGGGACUGAUUGCAGCAGAGAGCAGACAAGCAACAGAUGCAGCACUAGAAAGAGAAAAAGAAUUUUGUUUAUCAACACAACAAGAACUAGAGAGACUAAAUACAGAAAUGAAGGAAGCAGAUGCUCUGCUGCAGCAGCUGGAUAGGAGGAGAGACGAAGCGGUAGCCAAGGCAGCAACAAAAGCAAUAGAAGCAAAAGCUAGAGAAUCAAAAGAGAUAGCAGCACUACAAGAAAGAAUGCAUAAAGCAAUAGCAGCAAAGCAUGAAGCAUAUCUCAGUCUAGAUGUAGCUAGGGUGCUGCAGGGGGUUAAGGACGAUGCAGCAGCAGAGGCUCUGCUGCAGCAGCUGCAGCAGGAGAACAGUAUUCUAGCAGCAGAAGAAGAAAGGAUAGAUGCAGCACUGGCGGGGCUGCAGCAAUCGGAGACAGUUGAAGAUGCACUAGCAAGCAAGAAGAGACAGCUGCAGCAGCUGUCUCUGCUGCUGCAGAGCAGCAGAGAGGAGCUGGAGCUGCUGAGGGCAGAGAUGCCGGAGAAGGAUACAGAAGCACUAAAGGAAGAAGCUGCAGCAUUGUCUGAGUCUAUGAAUAAGCUAGAAGAGGAGUUGCAGCAACUGCAGCAGCAGCAGCAGCAGCAGCAGCAGCAACCAAGUGAGGAACAGGUACUAAUGAAACAAAUACAAGAUAUAGAAAGAGAAGCAAGAAGCAGCAGCAACCAAGUGAGGAACAGGUACUAA